This is a messenger RNA of Motacilla alba alba, 2429 nucleotides long. Its product is annotated as zinc finger protein 316-like. Bases 24 to 1481 code for a protein of 485 amino acids. Lineage: Eukaryota; Metazoa; Chordata; Aves; Passeriformes; Motacillidae. Gene Ontology annotation, molecular function: DNA-binding transcription repressor activity, RNA polymerase II-specific. The transcript is spliced from 4 exons. Gene Ontology annotation, biological process: negative regulation of transcription by RNA polymerase II. The record is from RefSeq and is a predicted model, not a curated record.
GCCGCCAUCGGCCCCGCCCGGCCAUGCAGCGGGGGGGGCCCCCCGAGGUGACAUUCGAGGAGGUGGCCGUGCGCUUCUGCCCCGAGGAGUGGGCGCAGCUGGCGCCCUGGCAGCGGGCGCUGCACCGCGAGGUCAUGGGCGACAACUACGACCUGGUGGCCAGCCUGGACCCCAACUCCAAGCUCCCCGCCAUGAAGGAGGAGUCGCACGGGGGGGUUCCCUGCGCGGGGGGGAGCAGCGGCGAUACCGACACCACCGACAGCACAGGUGCCUGGAGCGGCUCUGACAGCAAGGAUGGCGCCGGGGGACGCUGGCAGGUGGGGCGCGGUGUCCCCCGCUCCGGCUGCCGUGACCCCGCGCCGGGGGGCCGUGCCGGGGCGCUCCCCCGGCCGGUGCCGGUGCCGCCGGGGCUCCUCGGCGGCGGGCCGAGCGGCGGGGCCGCGGGCCGGCCGUACCUGUGCGGCACCUGCGGCGUGUCCUUCCGGCACCGCCGCAGCCUCCUGGCGCACAAGAAGCUGCGCCGGGGGAACCGGGCCCGGCACGGCUGCCCCGAGUGCGGCCGCGGCUUCUGCCUGCGCGGGGACCUGCUGCGGCACCGCGACGCGCACCGGGCGCGGCCCCCGGGCCCCCGCAGCCGCCCGGGAGCGGCGGCGCCGGGCGAGGAGCGGCCCUUCGUGUGCGGGCGCUGCGGGCGCGGCUUCAGCUGGAGGGAGAGCCUGGAGCUGCACCUGCGGGGCCACCGCGCCCGCCCGUGCCACCCGUGCCCCGAGUGCGGCCGCGUGUUCCCGCACCGCGGGCACCUCUGGCUGCACCGCCGGGCGCACUCGGGCCGCCGGCCCUUCCCCUGCGCCCGCUGCGGCCGCGCCUUCGCCUCGCAGGCCAACCUCAGCUCCCACCGCAGGACACGCCGGACCUGCCGGCCCCGCGGCCUGCGACCCCGCGGGGACGGCGACGGGGACAGGGACAGGGACCGCCGCGGGGACGGGGACAGGGACAGGGACAGCCACAGGGACAGGGACAGCCACAGGGACAGGGACCCCCGCGGGGACGGGGACCCACUCAGGGAUAGGGACCUGGAUAGGGACCCCUGCGGGGACAGAGACAGGGACUCCUGUGGGGACAGAGACAGAGACAGGGACCCCCGUGGGCACAGGGACCCCUGUGGGGACAGGGACAAAGACCCCCGUGGGCACGGGGACUUGCUCAGGGACAGGGAUGGGAAUGGGGAUAGGGGUAGGGAUGGAGAUGGGGAUGGGGACAGGGAUAGGGACCCCCGUGGGCAUGGGGACCUGCUCAGGGACAGGGACAGGGAGCCCUGUGGGGACAGGGACCCGCUCAGGGACGGGGACCUGCUCCAUGAGAGGCACCCCCGCAGGGAUGGGGCCAUGCCUGGGGACAGGGACCCCCUCGAGCCCAGGGACGCGCUCGGGGCUGGGGAGCCCCUCAGGGACAGGGAGCUCCCGGCGGGUGACCCGCGGUAGCCGCGGGAGCGGGGUCACCCCGGUGCCCUGCUGGUGUGACCUCGCCGGUGCCGCGGCCACCCCGGGGCCACGAGCCCCCGGAGGCUUCUGGAGCCCAGGGACUUCUCCAUGUCCCUUUAGACUGGGAAAUCCCCCCGGGAUGUGUCUCCGUGUUCCCUUUGGAUCUCGAAGUACGUGGGAUGUUUCCCCAUGUCCCCCCGGACCUUGGCAAAUCCCUCGGGGACGUUUCUCCGUGUGCCUUUCGCAUCUCGGGCAGUCUCUCCAGGACACUUCUCCGUGUCCCCUUGGACCUUGAGAUGUCCUGCAACGCUUCCCAGUUCUCCCAGACGCUGGGAGAUCCCUCUGGGAUGGUUUCCGUGUUACCUCUGCGCCUGGCAGAAUGCCCCACCGCUGCUGCUCCGUGUCCCCCGGGACCUGGAAGUAUCUUCGGACCUUGGAAAAUCCCUCUGGGAUGGUUCUCCGCGUUCUCUUCAGAUGCUGAAGUACCUUUGGGUCCUGGAAUUUCCCUCAGGGGCAUUUCCCGGUCCCGUGUUUGUGUUUGAAGCCAGAAGUGUUUGUGUUUGAAGCCAGAAAUUUCUUUCAGUCUAUUUAUUUUAUUUUUUUCUCUGUCAUUUAUGAUUCUUUCUGCUAUAUUUUAUUCUAUUUAAGUUAUUCCAGUUGUUGUCUUCUGCUUAGCCCGGUUCUCCUCCUCCAUUCUGUUCUUCCGAUUCCAUUUAAUUCUAUUUAUUUCUAUUCUAUUUAUUCCCUUUAAUGAGGAGGAAGGGCAGGGAGGGAGGAAGAGGAAGGGAGGGAGGGAGGAAGAGGAAGGGAGGGAGGGAGGGGAGGAAGGAGACUCUUCUGGGCUCUUUGUGGUGGUUGAACCAUGGCAGGGCUCUUGUGGCAGCAGGAGCCACCCAGUGUCCCCGCAGUGUCCCCCCUCCCCUAAAUAAACAAACGCCAAAAAUCGCA